GUUUUUUCAUGUUUCUUGAUUUUGUCUAAUCCAAGAUGUACAUGUUGGUUCUGUUUUUGUCGGUUGCUCUCGUGGCUGCUACUCCAGCUGAGCAACAGCCUCUAUCAGCGGCAGAAAAAGUGGAAGCCCGUUUAGCUCUUCAAAAUCCAGAUCUGUUUGAAGGUGACAUUUUAGGUUUGGAGCCUAAUGUGAACAGAAACGCAAUCAGCGAUGAAAGACUGCGGUGGACCAAUAAAAUUGUGCCCUACGUCAUUGAUUGGUCUUUGAGCUCCUCAUCUAAUCUGAUCAAGCAGUCCAUGGAAGCCUAUCAUCAGUCAACCUGUAUUAAGUUUGUGCCAAGAACGAAUCAAAGAAACUACAUCAAGAUCUUCUCUGGCCAAGGAUGCUACUCUUACGUUGGUAUGUUGAACCAAGGGGCACAGGAAUUGUCCCUCGGUCGAGGCUGCGUCUACAAGGGCACCAUCAUUCACGAGUUGGGACAUGCCAUUGGAUUCUGGCACGAACAGAACAGAUCCGACAGAGACAACUACCUUACCAUCUACUGGAACAACAUUCAAAACGGUAUGGCCAACCAGUUCCACCUGAUGAAGCCCAGCGACAACAUCUUGUACACUCCCUUCGACUACGGCUCCAUCAUGAUCUACGGCAACUACGCCUUCUCUAGAGACGGACGAUCCCCCACCAUGGUGGCCAAGAACGGACAGAGGCUGUACGAGCCCUACGAGAAGCAGGCAAUGACCCAGAGUGACAUCACUCGGGUCCGAAAGAUGUACAAGUGCUAGGAAGACGACUACCUUGUUAUUCAGCGUUGACUUACGAUAAACAUGUGUACUGAAAUAUUUGGGAUGCAAUAAAACUUUGUUUCAAAA
Uloborus diversus is the source of this 869-nucleotide messenger RNA. RefSeq names its product astacin-like metalloprotease toxin 5. The record is from RefSeq and is a predicted model, not a curated record. The coding region runs from base 36 to 782 and encodes 248 amino acids. The transcript is spliced from 6 exons. Gene Ontology annotation, molecular function: zinc ion binding; metalloendopeptidase activity. Lineage: Eukaryota; Metazoa; Arthropoda; Arachnida; Araneae; Uloboridae. Gene Ontology annotation, biological process: proteolysis.